This is a messenger RNA of Beta vulgaris subsp. vulgaris (sugar beet), 1261 nucleotides long. Its product is annotated as bifunctional riboflavin kinase/FMN phosphatase. Bases 194 to 904 code for a protein of 236 amino acids. Gene Ontology annotation, biological process: glycerol biosynthetic process. Lineage: Eukaryota; Viridiplantae; Streptophyta; Magnoliopsida; Caryophyllales; Amaranthaceae. Gene Ontology annotation, molecular function: sn-glycerol 3-phosphatase activity. The transcript is spliced from 6 exons. The record is from RefSeq and is a predicted model, not a curated record.
UCAUGUUCCAACAUAACUCAGACGGACACUUUGCCAAACAUCGUAGUCUGACUGUCUGAGUCUCUCCUCCAAUAAUUCUUUCUCCUUUUAUGCUCCUUUUAACCUUCUCAUCCUCCUCUUCAUCAAUUUAAAACCAAUUUAAGCCCACUUCAAUUUCAAUCCGACCAAAAAAUUCUCCUUAAUAUUCUCAGCCAUGACUAUCACUGAAUUGAAAGAUCAUGUAGAUACAAAAAUUUCUGCUGUUAUUCUUGAUUUGGAUGGUACCCUUUUGGAUACAGAGAUAGCGACUAGAAGUGUUUUGAGUGAAUUUUUGGCGGGUUAUGGGAAAGUUCUGAUUACUGAUAAAGAGCAUGGGAGAGUGGGAAGAACACAGAAAGAAUCAGCUGCUGCCAUUGUUAAGAAUUAUGAGCUUCCCCUUACUCCGGAACAAUUUAUUGAUGAAAUUACUCCUUUGUAUCGUGCCAAGUGGAAAGAUUCCAAAACACUUCCUGGUGCCAAUCGUCUCAUUCAACAUCUCCAUAAGCAUGAGAUCCCGUUUGCUCUUGCCUCAAACUCUCUGCGAGAGUAUAUAGAUGCCAAAAUCUCCUAUCAAAAAGGUUGGAAGGAGUGGUUCGCUGUCAUUCUUGGAAGUGACGAAGUUCUAUCAGGGAAACCAUCUCCAGACUUGUUCCUGGAGGCUGCAAAAAGAAUCUCAGUGGAUCCCUGUAACUGCCUGGUGAUAGAAGAUUCUUUGAUAGGCGUUAAAGCUGCAAAAGCUGCUGGAAUGAAGGUAGUGGUUGUCCCAUCUCAAUCAGAGGUCGAUGCUGUUGCCUUGGCAGAUGCCAGUCUUCAUUCACUUUCAGAGUUCCAGCCCGAGUUGUGGGGUCUGCCUUCUUUUGAUGAUUGUACAUGGUCUCCUAGGUGAUGAUCUCUAUAACUUCUAUAUACCUUAUUCCCCACAUUAGACCACUGGAACAAAAUGAUGCAUUACCGGUUGAUCCAAUUUACUAGGAAGGCCGACGACAAGUUGGUGGAUUUCUUGCUGAAUUUUCGGGUUCAGAUUAAUACUCUUAUAUCCGUCGUUGGCACUUUGAAGUGUACAUAUGAAAACGUCUAUGUAGAUCAACUAUUUUUUUUUGUCUAUCUAUGAAAUGUGCCGAUUUUGGGAAGUUAACUACCAACACUGUCUUUCCUAUAAUGUUAGUAUGUUACUAUGGGUCUACGGCAAUGCAACUUUCUGAAACAAUUGGAUCAUGUAAAUGAUAUGUGUUCUGUUAUUGUA